AUGGCUUCUUUCAUCGAACGUGACGAGCGCUGUAUAUUUGUGGGAAACAUCGAUGCUCGCGUGACAGAGGAAAUCUUGUGGGAACUCUUUUUACAGGUAUCUCAGUAGUUCCGGUAAACUUGCUUUUCAAACCUAGGGUACGGCCCGGGUGCAAAGAAAGUCAUCUUUAAAGCUUGCCAUUCGGGCAAGCUGAAGCUAGCAUAUACUAGCCCAAACGUCAUUUCAACCAGCCCCAAAAACAUGUUGAUGAGCAGAAUUGAUUUCACUAGCUGUAAUUCGAAUUCCUCAAAAAAACUUCACUUGCCCGUCGGGCGAGUUAAGGACAGAAUUUACUGGCCCGAUAGCAAAAUCCAUUAGCCCAGGGCUAUCGGACACUACUUUCUUUUCUCACUGGUACCUUAAACUUAAGGCUCUUCUCUACCAGUGUUAUCUGUUGCUAAGUACCUUUAAAAAUAAUGAUAACUACAAAGAUAUAAAUCUUUCUUGAGAUUUCUCUUUAUCCCACGCUUAUGCAUAAUGUGAUAGAGGGUUGCAACCACAGAUCACCCGAACCCAAUACAUGAUGACUCAGUGGCAUUCCACGUAGAUUACAGAAGAUAGUUAUGCUUUUCGUUCGUGGUCGUUUUUCAAGUGGCAUUUGCACAGAGAACAAAUUAAAGACCUGCUAAUUUCUGCAAAUUUUCCUGUUUGGCUUUAUUUGACCUCUGCGCUACCCCAACGAUUUAAGAUAGCCCAAGUUACUCAGACUUGUGGUGGCCAUCGCAUGUAAAGAUCUCACAGGAGAAGGGCUCACAUGCAUUCCAUGUAUACUCAAUGGAAAUUUUAUGAGGAAAUAAUUCACACAUGAGCAGACACUGCUUGGUAACGUGUGCCAGUUCAGCUGUAAACCUGUCUAUGUCACAUUUAAUUUGUAGAUUACAGAAACAAUUUGCUUUUUUCCCAAAUAUUUCAAACGGUGCGCCAUCUGUUUUGCAGCAUGUACAUAGGGUCAAUCCUGUCACCCCCAACUCUUUUUGUAGCCUAACCUCGGCCCUGAGAAUAUGUACAAAAGAUGCCUAACCCAAGGUCAAGGAGUGCUUAAUACUAAGCCAAAAAUCCCUAAAAUUCCAUUUGUCUUGUUAUGGAGCGUGGCAGGCGCAGAAAAAGACAGCAAAACUCCAGAAUAUGUGUGUGUGUACUGGUAAAACUGGUUUAUCCAGUAUGAAACUUGUCUGACUCAUCCAAAUCACAGGAUGAUCAACAAAUCAAACUUCUUGGCAGAGUCACUUCCUCCUUCCCAAAUUAUCAAGGAAGGAUCAAAGUGACUCUGCUAGUACCGUAACCCUGGGUGUGGUUGCAGCGCCUGACCAGUUACCGUAAAAUUCCAAAAAUAAGCCGCGGGGCUUAUACUUUUCAAAGGCCCUUUUUGAGGGGCUUAUUUUUGGAGCGGCUUAUAUUCAGAGGGGCUUAUCUAAGGAGGGAAAUUUGCGUUUCAAAAUUGAUUGGGCUAGCCUUAUAGUUGGAAGGAAAUUUACCCUUUUGGCUUUGUUUUACUUUGUAUUUGAGGGCAAUUUUCCAAGUACAAGCCCCUGGGGGGCUUAUUUGGAGGGGCGAUUUAACAGAGGGUUUUUUGCGUUACCAGUUUGAGGGGCUGAUAUUUGGAGGGGCUUAUACAUGGAGGGGCUAAUUUUCGGAAUUUUACGGUAUCUGUUAUGAGGAUUUAAAUCAUAAAGUUGCUAAGAACCUUCAUGUAGUUGUUAGGGUGUAAAUGCAUGUUUUAUAUUCUUCUAGGCUGGCCCUCUGGAAGCUGUUCACAUUCCAAAAGACAAAGAAACAGGUCGACAGAAAGCCUAUGGUUUUGUGAGCUUUUCAGAUGAAGUCUCUACGCCUUAUGCAAUCAGUCUCAUGGAUGGUAUCCCAUUGUAUGGCAAAGCAAUAAAAGUCAAUCAUGCAUUACAGAACUCAAAUUCAAAUUCACCAGGUAAUCAAAGCCCAUCAAGUUAUGGCUAUAACUUCCCUGAUGAUGCACAGCUCAGACGACCUCUCUUUGAUAAUCAAAGUGGACAAUUUAGCCCACAGCCUAUGUCUGGGACUCCACCACCAUUUUUAAGAAAUGGUCUCCAUGGCAACUUUCAUCGUGCACAUCCCUCCCCAAUGGGUCCAUGGGAUGCUACAUCACCAUGGCAACAAGGACAAAAUUUUCAAGGAAGGAUUAGCCCACGAUCAGGUCAUUCACCUAGUCCUCAAUUUCCCCCACUUCUGAUGAACAACAGACAAUCCAGACAUUUGGACUUAGCCAGAAGACGGCGAUGA
This is a messenger RNA of Porites evermanni, 2292 nucleotides long. Lineage: Eukaryota; Metazoa; Cnidaria; Anthozoa; Scleractinia; Poritidae. The record is from the annotation of a GenBank genome assembly.